AUGGCUUUCCAGUCAAACUCCAGCAUUGCUAUGGCUCUUGCUGGCAAGACCGCUUCGGUUGACAUACCUCAGCGCCGCUCUGGCCUGAGUAGCGGCCGUGUGCCUGCGAUGCUACCCACGCCACCUAACUCUAUCUCCCCAACCCUCCCUCCUCAGACCUUCAAGCACCGAGCGACGCCGUCGUCAGGAUCACCGCUGUCGACAGUCCCCAAGUUGGACUCUGAUAUCGAUCUCGAGGAUGCGGAACACGACAACGGCCACGUGUCCCUGCCUGCCGAUGACCUCGACAGUACCGGGGCGAUCACCCCUGCCAUGCUCUCCAAACAUCAUCUCCCUGAGAUCUUGCUCGAGCAGGGGCCCUUGGCCAUCCGUCACGUUAUGGGUCACCUGACAGCUUCCGUCCCUGGCUUUUCGCACCUUCCUCCAGCCAAGGCGCGCAGACUGGUUGUUGCGGCACUGGAAGGACGAGGAAACGGAGGAGAGGCUGGUGGUAGUCAGGGUGACGUGGUGUUCGAGAAGAUUGGUUGGGGCCGCUGGGACGCGCGACGUCGUGGUGAACCUGCUCACGAUCGUGAUCUGAACGCUUCGUCGCCUCCCUCAAGUGUUGCGGGUUCCUUCCAGCACCGUGGCCUACAGAUUCAGGGUCAGUCGGGCUGGCAGGAUGGCAACCAUCAUCCAUACCGCAUGAGCUUUGCCGAAUCCACGGCAUUCUCAUACACCGACGAUUACGGUAUGCACGGCGACCUUGACAUGCUGGAACAUGAGGCCGAUAAAAUGUCUCUCGAUGGUGACGAUGGCGAGUAUUGCUCUUCCUCGGAGGCUCCCGACGAGAUGCAAGAAAACGAGUGGGUGGAAGGCGAUGACACCGAUGAGGAGGAUUGGGCACAAAUUGGCGCCGACGCUUUGCGUGCCCGUUCAAUGAACAACAAUGGCAGUUUCAUCAACAGCCAUGUUGCUGCACGCGCAAAGCCUCAGCCGUCUGGGAUUUUCCCGGCAACCUGUCCAUCUGCGGCUAAGUUGCCACCCCGUCGUACCUUUGACAUCCAGGAACGCGCCGCUGUGGAAGCGCUCCUCCGCAUGGGCUCCAUGUAA
Penicillium digitatum Pd1 is the source of this 1092-nucleotide messenger RNA. RefSeq lists its product as uncharacterized. NCBI's taxonomy places the organism in Eukaryota, Fungi, Ascomycota, Eurotiomycetes, Eurotiales, Aspergillaceae. Gene Ontology annotation, cellular component: nucleus. The record is from RefSeq and is a predicted model, not a curated record. Gene Ontology annotation, biological process: positive regulation of transcription from RNA polymerase II promoter by glucose. Gene Ontology annotation, molecular function: sequence-specific DNA binding.